UCUCGGUCCACAACUCAGUACCACAUAUAUUUUCAUUCAUCUUGUUCUUGUGUUCAUUCAGCUCCUGGCUUCAGAUGGGUACUUGAACGAGCUUGCACUAAUCCACAAAAAUGGCUGCACUUUCCUUAAACUCACUUGUCUGCUUCACCUCAUCACUGCCUAAUUACCAUCACACAUCAAGAAUUGAUGUUGGAGCUUCUGUACAAAAUGCUGCUCAUUUGGUUUCUCAUCCUCGGAUAGUUGGAUUACGAACAAAACUAAAAAAACUAGAGCCUUUUGUUUUAUUUGCUAGUGGGGAUAAUAUUGCUGUAGAUACCAGUGAUAAGGGUUCUGGAAAUGCCGAAGUAUCACUAUCAGAUAAUCAACCCUCGGCAGAGAAUUUACCAUCCUCAGGUACCUCAGAAGAUAGUCAGUCUUUAGCUAGUUCGAACCUUCAGGUGCAGUCCCAGACCUCAAAGGAUUCUAAUGGAGCAGUUGUUACUUCUGAGCAGAAAGAGGAAAACUCUCCUGCUAACCUAAAAUCUACGCCAAUAAGAUCAUCACGCUUAACUGCAAGAGAGAAACUAAGGGCAGCCCGAAUUCUCAGCCGUAAACCAGAACCCAAGAAACCACCUAAGCUGCAACUUGGAAGCCAAGUACUAGAGGUGCUGAGAGAAAGUGAUAAAGGGAAAAGAAGGCCUGGGCUUCCUGAAGCACCAACAAACAUGUUGGACGACAGCAAAAGAGGGAUGCCAAAAAAGGGUCUCACUUUUGAGUUACCGGGAGGGAAUGAAGUUUUCUUCAUCAUACUUUCAGUUGUUUUAAUCAGCACGGUGAUGUUUUCAACUACAUACAUAGUGUGGAAAGUUGGCGCCAUUCACUUCAACGAGAACUGAGCUUGGUAUGUGAUUUAUCUUCAUUCCUAAGAGCAAUCAAAAAUCUUGAUAUACAGGUGGUCUCUUGUAGGUAAUCCAGAUUACUUUUCAUGGGUAGAAUCGUUUUCAUGAUCUUCUGAGCAAUAUAUACUGAAUGUACAAAUUAGAUUGCCAACCAACAAAUAUCCAAGUCUAUAUCUGUCAAGCGUUCGACUGCUUUAUAAAUCUGUAUUAUGCACACAUUUUACUUUGAAGUAUGAAGAUUAUACGCAGACACUAUUUUGUUUGAGGGACUAAGGACCUCAACAACCUGAGUGUUUGAUCCUUUUCCCGCA
Molecule: messenger RNA, 1189 nt
Organism: Daucus carota subsp. sativus
Lineage: Eukaryota; Viridiplantae; Streptophyta; Magnoliopsida; Apiales; Apiaceae
Exons: 2
Coding region: 111-875 (254 amino acids)
Cellular component (GO): chloroplast thylakoid membrane
Source: RefSeq, a predicted model, not a curated record